Molecule: messenger RNA, 3071 nt
Organism: Amborella trichopoda
Lineage: Eukaryota; Viridiplantae; Streptophyta; Magnoliopsida; Amborellales; Amborellaceae
Source: RefSeq, a predicted model, not a curated record
UCUCACAUAAUUUGUCGGACAUAUUUGCCGUGAUAAUUGCAGAGAUAGAAAGAGAGAGAGAGAGGAGUAUUUUGAGUUUAGUUGUAGUAGGCAGGUAGGAAGUAACAGGAUUUGUGUUGGUAAAGCAACAAGCACUUUGACAAGGAGCAUGCGAGUAAGCGGCCUUCAUCGCAUAGCUUCUUACGUAAAAAUGUUUAUGCCUCAUUUUUCUCCCUAAUGUUGAAGUGUGACCAUGGAUAUUGCCCACAAGGAUUUCAAGAACAUCACACUUGAAAUAUGUGGUGUAUUAUUGAAGAGAAUGAUUUAUGCAUAGUUAGCAAUACCAUCUUUUUCUUUUUCUUUUCCUUUUUAUGUUGUCCUUUAAAGAGUCAACAAUACUCCCAAUUAUUUUAAGAACUGUUUCCGUAAAUGCAUUUUAAAAGGUGUAUCUUCGAAGUAGUAAUAGAACUUUUUUUUGGAAUAAAAUGAAAUAUUUCCAUACUCUGCGUAAUUUAAAAAGAAAGCAUUUUAAGAGAACUUGUACAAAGAAUAUUAAUCCUCCUUGUUGCAUAAAUUUCUAUCUUUAUGGUAUGUUUGUGCUUUGAUCUUUAUAUUUGAAAGUGAUGUUCCUUGGGCACCAUAGCUCGUCUUGUAUGCUUGGAAUCAUCACCAGCAUGGGUAUCCCCCAUUUAUCAACUUUGUUUAACCUCUUUCUUGUUUACCAUCGCCUACAAAUCACUCAUCUAGCUGCAAUGAAGAAAACCAGUUUCUAGGUCUGACUUGAUAUCUUCCUACGGACCUCACUAGCAAUGCCCCCAGGUCUUCCAGGAUAAUAUUAAAAUUUCCUUUUGCACCCUUUCUUCUUGGAACAUUCCUUUUCAGCACUGCCCAGUUUGGCCUUGGCACCUAAAUACCAUUCUCACAAGGACUUAGAUCCAUCUCCUUAAUGCCUUGUUCGUAUAAUAGUAUAGUACUCCAUGUAGAUUUAGGCCAUGGGGUUGUCAUUCUCUAUUACCUGGGUAAUUGAUGCUGCAGAGGAAUUUCAUUUUGAGGCUGUCCUCUAUUAAGUUCUGGAUGUUUGCGUGGCUGGGGAGGGUUUUAGCUGGAAUGGUGUGAAGUCCAAGCAAUGGGUGGGUGUGAGGGGGUCAAAGGUUGGAAGCUGAUUCACAAAAAGGUAAUGAUAUGAGGGUGGAUCAUUGAUUAAAAGAUCACUGUGCUGACUUGGGAACUCCCCAAGUAAGAUUGGAUCGGACUGGCAAGUCUGGAGACAAAACCAAGGACUUGCCCCGAGUAUCACCUGGCUUUGGUAUAUUUUCACAGAAUCAGUCUAGUUGUGUUCAACUCGGACUCGGACUAGGACUAGGAUGAUUCGGUCCAGGUCACUCGGGCUCAGAACGCUGGCAGGUUGAAGCCCACAUCCUGGUUUUCCAACACUGGGGAGGAUGGAUGGUCAUCAGGUUUUGAAGAGAAGGGAGCAAUGGAUGUUUAAUGGAUGGUCUCCUGGAAAAUUCUAAUGAGGCAUUGAAGCUGCAACAGAGGGUUCCAGAGAAAGCAAAGUGGCUGGAUCAAGGCCUAAGGCAGAUUUUUUGGAGAAGAAAGGUUCAAUGGAUGAACAAAAAAUGAGCAUGAGACAAAACUAGAUCAAAGUGCAACACAUCAAUUACACUCUCUACAACAAAGAGGGAGAAUGGAUCAGUCAGGGCAACAACAGCAACAUCAGCCGCAGCAACCAGUCAUGGGGGUGGUGAGUGGGGCUGCUCAAAUUGCAUAUGCUGCCCCUCCCUACCAACCUGCCAACAUGGUUGGCGCGCCUGGUGCUGCUCCUUCCCCUGUGGGCGCCGCCGGCCAGCCCCCCUCCUUCCCCACCUCCCCCGCCCAACUCAUGGCGCAACACCAACUCGCAUGCCAGCACCUUCAACACCACCACCAACAACAACAAGCCCAACAACUUCAAGCCUUUUGGGCGAACCAGAUCCAAGAAAUUGAGCAAACCACUGACUUCAAAAAUCACAGCCUUCCCUUAGCGCGCAUCAAAAAAAUCAUGAAGGCUGACGAGGACGUUCGUAUGAUAUCCGCUGAGGCCCCGGUCAUAUUUGCCAAGGCUUGCGAGAUGUUCAUCCUGGAGCUCACCCUUCGCUCUUGGAUCCACACUGAGGAGAACAAACGCCGAACCCUGCAAAAGAAUGACAUAGCAGCUGCUAUUACUCGCACGGACAUCUUCGAUUUCCUGGUCGAUAUAGUACCGAGAGAUGAGCUGAAGGAGGAGGGAGGGCUUGGAGUUGGGAGAGCAGGGCUGCCGGGUGGACCCAGUGAUGCAAUGGCCCCCUAUUACUAUGUGAGCCCACAGCAGGUGCCUCAAGUUGGUGGGGCACCCGGGAUGAUUGUGGGGAAGCCAGUGGUGGACCAGGCAGUGGCUGCAGCUUUGUAUGGUCCUCGUCCGCCAGUGGCAUAUGUGCCGUGGCAGCAGCCACAGGCACCGCAGCAGACACAGGGACAGACACAGCAACAACAGAUGCCUGAUAGUGGGUAAUGAAAUAAUGCAUUGUCUUUUUGUGCCGUUUUUUUUUUCCAGAACGAGUUAGUAGUAGUGGUACUUGUGCAGUUGAAGGUUCUGUUUAAAUGGUGUUGGAAGAGUGAAUUGUAUCGCCUGGUUGCUUUGUUGAUGGUGGUGGAUGGGAUGUGUUUGGUGGGUUUUGUGGAUUUUGGAGGCUAUUAUGUUGAUGAUGAAGCAUUUGCAGCGCGGGGGCUGAUCGGUGUUGUUUGCAUGUUGAAAGGUACAGUAGAUGAUGUGAAGAGACGUUAACUGGGUUUUAGAUUGGAAUGUUGGUUUGAUGUCCCAUUUUGUUGCAUCUUGAACUGAUAUGUUCUUUUUAUUGCUUUGUGUGGUUUUUGCACAUUGCGUCAUGCCUGAGAGUGCUUUGAGGUGUUGCUAAGAAGUUGUGUGUAGUUUAUGUAUUUUUUAAUCAUACUCUAGUUUCCAGGUUUCUGGUUUUCUGGUGUGGAACUGUGAAUGUCUACAUAUUCAAACAGGUGGAAAGUGGCCACUUUUGUAUGGGGCAUUUCUUAUUAUGAUAAAUGGUUGAUUCAAAGUA